Molecule: messenger RNA, 2196 nt
Organism: Lonchura striata (white-rumped munia)
Lineage: Eukaryota; Metazoa; Chordata; Aves; Passeriformes; Estrildidae
Gene: SERGEF
Product: secretion regulating guanine nucleotide exchange factor
Source: RefSeq, a predicted model, not a curated record
UUCCCGGCGCGGCGGGCGAUCCCGCCCCGUGCCCGCCCCUUCCUGCCCGGCCCGCGGGCGGCGGGAAGCGCCGGGCCCGUCCCAUGGAGCCGCGGCUGUUCGCCUGGGGUGCAAACAGCUAUGGACAACUUGGUCUUGGUCAUAAAGAGGAUGUGCUGGUUCCUCAGGCCCUGCAAGAUGUUUCCUGCAAAUGUCAAGACAUAGCAAGCAUUGCUGGAGGAGGGGGACAUUCUGCAGUUAUAACUGGUGCAGGACAACUCUUUGUAUGUGGCCACAACAAAGAUGGGCAGUUGGGAUUGAAUCACACAGAAGAUGUGCUGAGUUUUACUUUGUGCACUGCCCUGUCUGGCUUUUGUGUAAAACAAGUUGCAUGUGGCUGGGAUUUUACAAUCAUAUUAGUAGGAUCUGGCCUAGUGCUGUCCUGUGGGUCAAACUCUUUUGGACAACUGGGACUUCCUCAAAUUUCAGGCCCGUGCUUGAUUCCACAAAAGAUUGAGUCUCUCAAAGAGAAGGUGGUGAGUGUUGCUGCAGGACUGAGACAUGCCCUUGCUGCUACAGACAGAGGUUUGGUGCUGCAGUGGGGAACUGGGAUGGCAUCUCAGGCAAAGCGUGCCAGCCAAGGAAAAGCCCUCCCUCUGUUCUUGACAGCAAAGGAGCCCUGGGAAGUGGCAGGCCUGGAAGAUGUAAAGGUGAAGGCAGUUGCUGCAGGCUCCUAUCAUUCGGUGUCCCUCACAGAUGAAGGACAUCUGUAUGUCUGGGGCAGCAACAAACAUGGGCAGCUGGUGAGCAGGAGCAUCUUUCUUGCUGAGCCCAAGAAGAUUGACACUCUGUGUUUCUCACAUGAAAAGAUUGCAGCAGUUUGGAGUGGCUGGACCCACCUGGUGGCACAGACAGGAGAUGGCAAGGUGUUCACCUGGGGCAGAGUGGACUACGGGCAGCUUGGAAGGCACGCGGUGGUUCCCAGUGGGCAGCAGAGCACAGCAUCUGAACAGUGCUUGGAGCUGUGUAACACCCCUGUUUCAGUUCCUUGCCUAAAUGGAGCAUCUCAGAUUGCAUGUGGCUCAGAGCAUAAUCUGGCAAUAGUUGGUGGCCAGUGCUUCUCUUGGGGAUGGAAUGAACACGGGAUGUGUGGUGAUGGCACAGAAGCAAACAUUUGUGUACCAAAAGCAGUCAAAGCUCUUGGCUGUGCAAAACAGAUCUUAAUUGGAUGUGGGGCAGGACACUCCAUGGCCCUCUGUCAAACUCCUCACUAGACCCCUGGAAUCAUGACAUCAUGGAUGUGGAUGGACACCUUUGGAUUGUGUAGCUCAAAGGCACUAGAGGGGAACUGCCCAUAAUUAACACAAUAGUUGGAAACUGCAGGUAUUUUUCCUAAAUCCCAAAGGACCACUAUGCAUAAAAAGCUGUAAUAUUUUAAAAAUUGUUUCCUGGGUUCUUGCCACAGGAAUUGACUUUCUUAGCCACGGAUGGAAUUACAGACAUUCUACCUUGAUGCAAUGCAACUGAAGACAGAUUUACAUUUUCUUGUUCUUCUGAGAAGUCUUUGAGGAAGAAACUGACUGCUUAAUGGCUUCCUGGUGUAUAAAUUCAGUCUGAAGAAAUGGUCUGAGAUUGGUGGUUUUUGUUAACAUCAUGAAAUGUUGCACCUGCCAACUUUUACUGCGGUUGUGAGCUCCCAGCAGCUCAGAAAAUUGUGUCACAAAGACAUGCCAGGGAACAUAACUAGAUGCAUACACACUUUUUAAGCAGAAUAUUAGGAUUAAAAGAAAAGAAGCAAUAUAAUUUAGAAGGCUGGCAAAAGGGGAAAAUGAGGCUCUUUUGAACUAGCUUUGUCUUGAUUAAACUGUGAAAGGAGCAGUGUUUUUCAUCUAUUAUGUUCAUCAGUUCAUUAUAGAUUUGCAGGGAUGCAGACCUGCAUAAGUUAUCAUUAACUUCCAAACCAAAGCUGAAGUUUCUGAAGCUACUGCUUAGGGAAGGAAAACUUCUAAGAGCUCUUAGAAUCAAUCAAAAGGUUCCUAUCAAAGGGCAGAAGUCCAUUGUAGCUGUUGAGGACAGAUUAAUCCAAAGUAGCUCUUGUGUUCCAUCUGCCUUAGAAUAGGAAGACAUCAAAAUCUAACCAGAAAGAUUUUACAAGUUCUCCAGCCUAAAAGGCUGACCAGAAUGCUCCUGACAAGUUCAGGUAAGUUCUCACUUCUG